Molecule: messenger RNA, 1029 nt
Organism: Fusarium odoratissimum NRRL 54006
Lineage: Eukaryota; Fungi; Ascomycota; Sordariomycetes; Hypocreales; Nectriaceae
Exons: 1
Coding region: 1-1029 (342 amino acids)
Source: RefSeq, a predicted model, not a curated record
AUGCGUUCUUUCCAGCCUGCCAUCUUAUCUGCCUCGCUCGGACGAGCAUGGCUCCACGAGUUCGCCAACAAGGCCAAACAGGCCUCAGAGCAUGGCUUCCAAGGCAUUGAAAUCUUCUACGAAGAUCUUGAAUAUGAAGCAAAAAGACUGCACAGUGUGGAAACUCCCAGCAAUGACCAGAUUCUUGAUGCAGCAUCGCAUAUUCGAGAGUUGCUAGAUGGUCUGAAGCUUACAGUCAUUGGUCUCCAGCCAUUCUUAUUCUAUGAGGGUCUGAAGGACCGUGAGCAACAUGCUCGGCUUAUCGAGAAGAUCAAAUUAUGGUUCAAGAUCGCCAAGAUUUUGGGCACAAACACGAUUCAGAUUCCUGCAAACUUCCUUCCGGCUGAUCAGUUGACGGGAGACAUGGAUGUCAUAGUGGGAGAUCUGGUCGAACUAGCUGAUCUGGGCAUCAAGGAGGAUCCUCCGAUUCGCUUUGCGUAUGAGGCUUUGUGUUGGAGUACUCACGUCGACACGUGGGAGAAGUCCUGGGAAGUGGCCCAGAAGGUCGAUAGACCCAAUUUUGGCCUCUGCCUCGACACAUUCAACAUCGCCGGUCGUGUCUGGGGCGACCCAGCCUCUCCAACUGGCAAGACACCUAACGCCGAUGAAGAUCUCAAAGAGUCCCUAGAAAGACUUGUGAAAGAGGUCACUCUGGACAAGGUGUUCUACAUCCAAGUCGUCGAUGCUGAAAGGAUGGAAACUCCACUUGUCAAAGGACAUCCCUUCCAUGUUGAUGGAAACCCGGCUAGGAUGAACUGGUCUCGAAACGCUAGAGCCUAUAUGUAUGAGACUGACCGAGGGGCUUAUCUCCCUGUUGAGGAUAUUGCCAAGGUGUUGAUUCACGAUAUGGGGUAUAAAGGAUAUGUCUCGAUGGAGUUGUUUUCACGAACUAUGGCUGAGGAGGGAGAGGAUGUACCGAAACAGCACGCAGAGAGGGGUAUUGCAGCUUGGAAGAAGUUUGUUGAGAGGUUGAGGCUGAACGACAUCUAG